This is a messenger RNA of Papilio machaon (common yellow swallowtail), 2106 nucleotides long. Its product is annotated as ubiquitin carboxyl-terminal hydrolase 20-like. The coding region runs from base 1 to 2082 and encodes 693 amino acids. The transcript has 9 exons. Gene Ontology annotation, biological process: protein deubiquitination. NCBI's taxonomy places the organism in Eukaryota, Metazoa, Arthropoda, Insecta, Lepidoptera, Papilionidae. Gene Ontology annotation, cellular component: cytosol; nucleus. Gene Ontology annotation, molecular function: cysteine-type deubiquitinase activity; cysteine-type endopeptidase activity. The record is from RefSeq and is a predicted model, not a curated record.
AUGGAGGAAAUAAAUAGAGAUGAACCAAGACAUUUAAAUGAUACGAUAUGUUCGAUAGAUAACUUCGUCAGCAACGAAGUGACUGUCGAAAGUCAAACAACUUCCGAAAGUCGUAUUUCCCAGGAUAAUUCUAUCCAAAAUCUUACUAACACCCAAGAAAAUGAAGGGGGUAACAAUGACAAAAAUACAGGAGAGGGAGAUCAUAAUGUUGCUGGCGCAAACAUAGAUACAGCCACUGUAAGCAACAUACAGGAGAUCAACAAGGAAAUGGAUAAUGUGGAUGAUCCUAAACUCUCUGAGAAAUCUUUUCAACACGAUUCUCCCACCAAGAAUUCGGAAGAGUGGCUCAAAGACGUAAAUAAAGGAAAUGAAGAGCAAAAUAUUGUGACUGCAGAAGCAGGCACAGCCAUUCUUACCAUUAAUCAAGAAGAUGACAAAAUGGUUAAUAUCGAGCGACCUUCUGAGUGGCGUAUUCGAAGCGUCUCUCCCAAUGACUUAGUCAUCUCGGAAAACGAUCAAUCCACCGAAAAUGUGCUGGAAAAUACUGAGACCGAAAACUUAGACGAAAUCAAUAGUAAGAACAAUAUAGAUUCCAAAACACCCAAUAUUUCCGGUGAAGUUUCAAAUGUUCCACCAGUAUUAUUACGUUCAGUUCAGAAACUGUUUCCUACCGCGCAAGAAAAUAAUCAGGACAGAGAUUUGCAGGCAAUGAAUAAUAACACGUCGAUUAUAAUCCCCGCCAAAAAUGACAACGUAGCUAUUUCUCUAAGCCAAAUUUCAUUGGGAAAUACGGCUACCGCGGUCACUACAGCGCAGAACGCUACAUCAGCUGGUUCGGCAGGUAAACUUGCAGAAAGUGAAGAAAAAAAAGAUACCUCUGAUCCAGUUGGGAACAUUGCCAACAAGAUAGACUAUAAAUACUUUUUUCCAAGUUCCCAGUUUAGUCGAAUCAGUAACUACAAUCGCAGGAUUGGUCUCUGCAAUAUUGGGUCCACGUGCUAUGUAAAUAGCGUGAUGCAAGCUUUGCUUGCGACUAACAGAUUCAGCACGUUUGCUGUAAUGAGAAUGUAUAAUUAUCCUUAUUGGUCCCUCCUGGCAGAGUUGUUUGGGAAUAUGAUGUAUAACAUAUUUCCCGUUGUAAAUCCGUUAAGUUUUUACUCAAAACUUAAUUCACCAUAUUUUAAUAUUUAUAAAGAACAUGAUGCGUCUGAAUUUUUAAUGUUUCUGCUUGAGCUGCUCAAGAGUUACGAACCUGAAUGGGAAAGAGACACGGCAUCUAGUAACGUACGACCUUCUAGGACUGAUUCACGGGAUGACGCCACAGCUGGGUGCUCUUAUGAAGCAGCCGAGGCUACACCAAGGAAACGCCCAAAAAUCGUUGGUUUUAACAGUGCAAGGAAAUAUUACAUCGAUAAUUUGUUCGGUGGUAUUAUUGCGACAAUAGUCCAAUGUCAGACGUGCAGAACCAUUUCGAACAAAUAUGAAAUGGUGCACAUUUUGCAUUUGUCAUUUCCUGAUGUGAUGGUCGACGAAGUUCUCACAGUUCAAAGUCUUUUGAACUAUUACUUUACUACUGAGGCCCUGAUAGGGGACAAUCGCUACAUGUGUGAUACAUGUCAAUGCCAUCAGGACGCUCUGAAGACCUCAUUUUAUGCUCACACUCCGAAAUACUUGAUAUUAACAUUGAAAAACUUCAGAUAUGACUCAGAAAGAAAAAUUUUAUUGAAGAAAAUACGCAGGGUACAUUGCGAUGAUACUAUUUUAUUGCAUUCUACAACAAACAAAAAAGAAAUAAAAAAUUACAACCUGUACGCAGUGAUCGUUCAUUGUGGAAACCUUCUUAACACAGGACAUUACACCGCGUUCACAAAAUGCAAUGGCCAGUGGUACAUGAUUAGUGACAAAAAAGUCGAAAUCAAAAACCAGGAUGACAUUAACCGCCUAAAUGCCGAUGAAACACCUUACAUGUUGUUUUAUAGAAGAACCGACAUUAAAGAAGGCGAAUUCCCCGAAUUUGAUAGAAUUCCAUGGCUCUCGCAAUAUGUAGAAAAACAGCCCGAUGCACCGCAAGAGAAUAUUUAAAAUUAAGUCUAAAGUUUCGAAUAU